CUAUCUUAUACGAUCUCUGACCCAUAUUUGGUAUUUAUAGUUGGCAGAUCUGCAUGUGUUCAUUAUAUGUAUGAGUAAAAGAGAAAGACGAACAAAGAAAGAAACAGUUUAGUAUAUUGAUAAAAAAUAAAUAAGUUAGAUGGGUUGAUUGCUUUUAACCAGCGAUCAGUCGAGUUGUCGCAUUGGUCAUUUUUACAUGUAGAUUAACGAAUUAAAGAAUUUUAGUAUUAUAUUACUAUCAUUAGUAUUCUCCAUCAAUUUUAAUAAGAAUGAUAGCUGGAAGGAUGUUAUCUACUCUUGUCAGGACAAGAUUAACUUAUUGUGCGAAACCACAAUUACUAAAACAAAGACAAAAUUUGACUAUGUUUCUAUUGGUAUGUAAGUUAUCGAGUUAUCAAGUUACAAAAAAUAUUGAACAUAUUUCACAAAACAAUCGAGUUAGAACUGAUAAAACUAUAUGGAAUUUUAAUCAUGAGGAAAAUAAACCUCUAUUAGUUUUACUUAGUUGGUUGUUACCAAAGCGUGCACAUGUUAUGAAAUAUGUGGAUUUAUAUUUGCAACAAGAAUUUGAUGUUUUACUAGUAUCAAUUACACCUUGGCAACUAUUAUGGCCAACAAAAGGAUCUAGGCUGGUUGCAGCAGACUUGAUAGAGUUUCUAGCAAAAGAGCAAAAUUAUCAGCAAAUAUUGUUACAUGGAUUUUCAGUAGCUGGAUAUAUGUGGGGAGAAGUAUUGGAUUUACUGCAGCAUGAUCCUCAAAAAUGUAACGAUAUAUUUAACAGGAUUGUUGGUCAAGUAUGGGAUAGUUUAGCUGAUGUGAAUGACUUGGCAGUAGGUACACCACGUGCUUUAUUUCCAAAAAAUGAAAUGCUACAAAAUAUAGGUCAAAAGUAUUUUGAAUAUCAUUUGAAAACUUUUUAUAAACAAUCUACUCAAUAUUAUAUAAGAUCUAGUCAAUUAUUUCAUACAAACACGCUGCAUAAACCAGCAUUAAUGUUUGUUAGUAAAACGGAUACAGUGAGUUCACUAACGAGUAAUCUAAGAGUAAAGGAAAGCUGGGAUUCUUUGGGUACAAAAACUUAUAUGAAGAUAUUUGAAAAGUCCUCACAUGUUGAACAUUAUCGUAAAUAUCCAAAAGAAUAUACAGCAGAACUAUAUGCUUUCUUGAAUCAAUUAAAUUUAAUGCAGAAAGAAAAAAAAGUGGGGGUACAAGUUUAAGUGCAUAUUAAACGUAUCAAAAAAUAUUCAAGGUAAUCUUAUACAUAUGUACGAAAUAUGUAGUUCUUGGAUGUAAAUAUUCAUUUUUUACACAAAUUAAAAAAAAAUAAACUACAAAGUUAUUUAUUAAAUAAAUAAUUUUGGUCUAACUACUUUUGGCUGUGAACUUUAUCUGUGAGUAAAAUUUUGUGCAAUAAUAUUAAAAAAGUAUAAUUUAAAA
Molecule: messenger RNA, 1437 nt
Organism: Frieseomelitta varia
Lineage: Eukaryota; Metazoa; Arthropoda; Insecta; Hymenoptera; Apidae
Exons: 6
Coding region: 270-1217 (315 amino acids)
Molecular function (GO): serine hydrolase activity
Source: RefSeq, a predicted model, not a curated record